Molecule: messenger RNA, 330 nt
Organism: Cokeromyces recurvatus
Lineage: Eukaryota; Fungi; Mucoromycota; Mucoromycetes; Mucorales; Mucoraceae
Exons: 3
Coding region: 1-330 (109 amino acids)
Source: RefSeq, a predicted model, not a curated record
AUGUUUUCCCCCAAUAAACCCAUUAUACAAAAAGAAGACUUGGCUGCUAUCAAAGGUUAUUUUGAUAUUUGUAUAGGCUCUUCUUCAUCAGAAGCAUCCCCUGAAACCAAAUCUGAAUAUAAAGUAUUAAUGAAACGACAAGCUACCCUUCAAAACCUUAAAGAUCUUGACUCUGAUAUUAUGAGUUGGCAUUUGGAAACACCACCCAAAAACUCGAAUACACUUGGUGCGAAAAAAAGGCAAAAGAUUCGGAUUAUAUCUGGCUUGCCACAAAUAACUUUAUCAAACAAAAAGGGAAUCUCAAACUACUCGAUGGCAUUGGAAAAUUAA